Homarus americanus (American lobster) is the source of this 856-nucleotide messenger RNA. Its product is annotated as myotubularin-related protein 2-like. Lineage: Eukaryota; Metazoa; Arthropoda; Malacostraca; Decapoda; Nephropidae. The transcript has 5 exons. The record is from RefSeq and is a predicted model, not a curated record. The coding region runs from base 266 to 856 and encodes 196 amino acids.
AGUGGUUCACCCACUGUCUCCUCUACUGCUACUCUCAACGAUAAGUUAAUAGGUUAUGUUCUCUGGCGGGGGAAUUGAAAACAAAGGCAAGAUUAAAGGUGCUCGUCAGCUUGGCAGUAUAAGUAGCAGCAGCACUAGUAGCAGUAGCAGCAGCUGUCACAGCAUUAACACUGGCAGCAACAGCAGCAGCAACAGCAGUUGCGGCAAUAACAGUGGCAGCAGCAGCAGCGGUAGCUCCCCCUUGGGAACAUAGCCUCACGUCCAGAUGGCCUCUCAUGAAAGUCUCAACUCUGAAUCAAAGUCAAGUUCCCUUAACUCCAAACUUGGACAUGAAUCGGCGGGGUCACCCUCGGCGGGGUCUCCCUCCCCCCCAAAGAGCGUCUGCUCUUCAAGCUCCACCUCUACUGACCAACAUCGCCACCACCAACUCUCGCAUGUCCUCAACGCCACUUCCAAAAUGACAGUGCGCGACGGGAGCAGAACGCUGCGGCCGGACGAGCCAACACUAGUCCCCGGGGAGCACCUGGAGGGGACGGCCCGGGAGGUCACUUACCUCUGUCCGUACACGGGACCAAAGAAAGGGACGCUCUCGGUCACCAAUUAUCGUCUGUACUUUCGCAGUCCAGAAACUGAUCCUCCCUUUGAGUUAGAAGUGCCCUUGGGUGUGGUGUCCAGAAUAGAGAAGGUGGGCGGUGCUAAUACUAGUCGUGGCGAAAACUCUUACGGUAUUGAGAUAUUUUGUAAGGAUAUACGAAACUUGCGGUUCGCCCACAAACAGGUAUGGCCGCUUUUCUUACAGUGCUCUACAGUAUCCAUGACAGUCUCCCUGUACCUUAUUGUGUUAUAUCACAUGUGA